AUGGACCGUAGUCUUCGGCGGGUUCAUGGUCUUUGUAGCCUCGUUCGGUGUCAUGAAUACAUAUGGUGUCUUCCAGGAUUACUACUCAUCGACACUUUUGACAAAGUCGUCGUCAUCCACGAUCUCGCUCAUUGGAGCGAUCCAGAUAUACCUGCUGUACAGGGCUGGUCCGGUCGUGGACAGGAUUUACAACGCGUAUGGAACUACCGUUAUCAUCGCUGUGGGCUCGUUUCAGACAGUGUUCUCUCUUAUGAUGGUGUCUUUAGCUCAGGAAAACCAACCAUACUAGCUGUUUCUAUCACAAAGAAUCCUCUUCGGUAUGGGCAUAGCAGCGAUCUUCAAUCCCGCUAUGACCGUCGUAGGCCGCUGGUUCCGUCGCAGGAGGGCCUACGCGAUGGAUUGGCUGGAAGGCCACCGGCCACACUGCUUGAGGUUUGA
This is a messenger RNA of Sparassis crispa, 438 nucleotides long. RefSeq lists its product as hypothetical. Bases 1 to 438 code for a protein of 145 amino acids. The transcript has 4 exons. NCBI's taxonomy places the organism in Eukaryota, Fungi, Basidiomycota, Agaricomycetes, Polyporales, Sparassidaceae. The record is from RefSeq and is a predicted model, not a curated record.